Molecule: messenger RNA, 6043 nt
Organism: Ctenopharyngodon idella (grass carp)
Lineage: Eukaryota; Metazoa; Chordata; Actinopteri; Cypriniformes; Xenocyprididae
Gene: ylpm1
Product: YLP motif containing 1
Exons: 21
Coding region: 317-5683 (1788 amino acids)
Biological process (GO): regulation of telomere maintenance
Cellular component (GO): nucleus
Source: RefSeq, a predicted model, not a curated record
CAAGAAGAAGAGUAAAAGAAAUGUAAUGACGUAUUACGUAAGUGGGCGUCUUGUUGACGACGCUAGGACGCAGGCGAGCACACGCACAGGCUCGGCGAGGAAAUGGCAUUGAAACAAUAAUUAUGAAUGUAAACGUUUUUUUUUCUUGCACACCUGUAAAGAUAAAUGAAUUGUUUCUAUUUACAUGAGAUAGUUAGAGUCUGUGUUUAUAACUGCGUUCAUAUUUUCAAUAAGUAGUAGUGAUAGUUUCGAAGUAACCGGCUUUAUGCGAUCAGGCAGCUAGGCCUUGCCUGGCCCGCAGUGUCUCGGUUCAAGCAUGCAUCCCUCCUGGGGCGGUUACGGAGGUGCACCCCAGCCUCCUCCACAUUUCGGCCCGCGGCCUCAUCAGUUUAGGGGACCUCAGCCCCCACCAGCAGCAGCAGCAACGGCAGGAUUUGGAGGAUAUGGCGCUCCUGCAAUUACAGCGUCAUCUAAUUUCUCUAGUUUACACGAACAGCAUUUACAACAAAUGCAGCAAUUGCAACAGCUCCAUCAGAAGCAGCUGCAGUCUGUGCUGCAUCACCCCGGCAACACCAACGCCACCAGCAGCGGGCCUUCUCCGUACUGGCAGACAGGCGGUGCACCUCCUAACAAUUUUCAAGAUCCAUCAACUCUGAGAGGUCCUACCGGGCCGCCUCAACCUCAGCCUCCGCCGCCUGAAGUGAAACCUCCAGCUCCCGAGCCCGCAUCAUCCUCUUUACCUGCUGCGAAGACCCCCGCUCCAGUACCACAGGAGCAGCAGGAAUAUUGGUACCAGCAGCACCUUCAAAAUUUGCAAAAGCUGAAAAAUGAGAAAGCAAAGCAGAAUCAAAGUUCAGCUAAUGGAGGCCAUGCUUCAGCUCCUCCGCCUCCAGUUGAACCCCCAAAGAGCACCCCUCCACCACCGCCUCCCAAAGAGGAACCCCCUCCUCCCCCACCACCUGAGGAAUCAAAGCCCAGUGGCAUCAGUGAUGCAGGAGACCCAGCUGAAGCAGCACGUCUUCAGCAGCUGCAGGCGGCAGCUGCCCAUUGGCAGCAUGUACAGCAUCAAAGGGCCAGCCUUCAGUACCAGGCACUCAUGCAAGAGCAUGCUCAACUACAGCAGAUCCUGCAACAGUAUCAACAGGUUAUUCAACAGCCAGCGCAUCUCCAGACAUUGCCCUUGGAAAUGCAGUUGCAACACUAUGAAAUGCAGCAACAGCGAUUUGCUCCAUUGUACCAAGAAUGGGACAGGCACUUUAAUUUGUGGUUAGAACAGUUUCAGACAUACCCACACAAAGACCAGCUGCAUGAUUAUGAAGCCCAGUGGAGGCAAUGGCAGGAGCAAAUGAAUUCAACUUCAGCUCAUCUGCAAGAGAGAGUCACUACUCUAAGAGCCAUGCAGCCUCAGUAUGGUACAGGUCCUUCUUAUGGAGGCAUGAUGGGACCAUAUGGGCAGCAUAGACUCCCUGGACCAGAUGGAAACAUGCAUUUAGCUGGCCCAGGGGUACCAUCUAUGCCUCCACCAGUUAACAUGGAUGCCAUGUCAAGACCUUCACCACAGGGCCCACAACCUUCUGGACCAGUUAUUCCACAGAGGCCAUCACCUGCAGAAUCUUUCCCAUCUUCUGGUCUAGAUUCUGUCUCUGAAACAUGUAAAACUGCUGGACCACCUGGACCGGGGGUUCGACCACCUGGACCGGGGGUUCGACCACCUGGACCGGGGGUUCGACCACCUGGACCGGGGGUUCGACCACCUGGAAUGGGGGUUCGACCCCCUGGGCCUCAUGGAAGAUUUGAUGGCCCAAGGUUUGAAGGUCCCAGAGGCCCACGGUUUGAACAGCCACCACAGCAACGGUUUAGUGGGCCACCCAGAUUUGACACUGGCCAGCGAUUUAGCCGACCUCCCAGAGGUAAUCCUCCACACCCAGGGGCUCCAGCAAGACUUGAGAACCCCCCUAGGCAGAAUGCACCUUCACGUUUUGAAAGACCCCCUGUACCCCCUCAACAACCAGGGCAUGGACAGCAAUCCAGUCCUGUCCCUGGAAUUCAAAAAACGCAACAAUCAGCAAAACCUGAUGCACCACCAGUUCCUCCACCUCAAACAGGCCCAGAAAAACACAAAGAUCCCUUAGAUCAAAGUCGCAAAAAAGAUGGUGCUUCCACUGGUCCGUCACUGACAGAUGACAUACUGGACACAGUGGAUGGAUUUUUUAUUCAGAGUGGACCCAUUCCUCAAACUCAGGAUAAUAAAUCUGAGAAUAUCAGUGUUGAUACUGCAAAGCAGGAUAAAGUGACAGAAGAUGGAACUAAACCAUCCUUACCUACGGAAAGUCCAAACACCACCAACAAAAAAUCUCAGAACUCUAGCUCACAACCUCUUAAAACUGGUCAUAUUGCCACCACAACAAGCAAUGGGCCACCACAACAAGCAAAGCCUCCUCAAAAUAAGUUUAAACCUGAUACAAUUAAGGAGGCUUCUAGGGGGCCACACAUGUUGACUCAGACAGGUCCACCACAGGCGACACGAGGGAGAGGAAGGGGCCAAGGGCCAGUGCCUCUUCGAGGCAGGGGCCGUGCACGUGGUCGAGGGCAGUACGGGGGACAAAUACCUGAUCCAAACAGCCAGAGAGAAAUUAUGGAAGAGGAUCCCUAUGACCAUCAGGAAACGGAUGAUACAGAGCAUGGAGAGGACCAGGAUUUGGUUUGGAGAGACCCCUCUUUAGAUGGUCCUGGAGAAAUAGAUGACCAGGAAGCACCCCUUGAGAUGUGGCAUCCAGAGGAGGAACACUUUCCAGAAGAGUACCCAGAGAGUACUCAUCCAGGCGAACACUGGGAAGAAGAAUCACAGGAUUAUUGGGAGGAAGAAGAUCCAUACUGGACAGAGAGAAGACCUCCCAUGCAUGCUAGACCUCCUUUUCCUCCAGGGGGCCCCAGAAGGCCCCCUUUCCAGCCUCGAUUUAUGCUUCAUGGCCCAAGGCGCCCCCCUCCUCCUGGAAGUUUACAACACAACCCACAUGGACCUCCUCUCAUGGGACCACGUGGUGGAAUGGGACCACGAUUUAGACGCGGUGUAGGCCCAUGGGGACCACUACCCCACCAUGAUAUUAUGGAGCGAGACUUGAGACGGCCACCACCUCCUCAUGAAAUCCUGGCAAGGGAUCCAGCUGGACCUCUUGAAUAUGAUGAAGAAAUUGACAGAGAACCUGGAUGGCCUCAUCCACGUGGUCGAGGGCUGAGACGUCCUUCUUUACCUCCCCAUGAAAUGGGGAGAGGAAUGAGAAGACCACCCAUUAGGCCCCCAAUGCCAAGGGAGAGGUGGCGUGUCCCACCACCCCAUGAAGAAGGAAAUUAUGAGGAGGAAUACCCAUAUGGUGAAGAGGAUGAAAUGCACAGAAGGCCUACUCGUGAAUAUCCAGAUUAUGAGCAAGACGAUGAGUAUUAUGGUUCUCGUGAGGAAUGGGGCAGGGAGCAGCCUGACCUAGACUAUCCACUUCGUCGUCGCCCAGAGCACAUUAGAGAGGAACAUUGGUUAGAGGAAAGAGAAAGAUCAUUCCCCUAUGAGGAAGAGGAUCGAUACAGAGAGGAACGAAGACGACCUUGUUACCCUGAUGAUCCGCCUUAUCCAGAACGAGAUAGGGAGCCUUCAUUUCACUCUCAUUCUGAUUGGGAAAGGCCACCACCUCCACCCCCACAAGAAAGAGGUUACUCUCAUCCAGCUGGUGAAACAAAGCCCCAUUAUGAGCAUAACCCAGAGUCUCUAGCUGGCCUGCCAGCAUCUCAAGACCCGGAUAUCCCACUUGAGCAGUCUUCACCCAGUGCAACUAAAACUGUGCUUGCUCUUUCUCAAAGGCAGCAUGAGAUCAUUCUAAAAGCUGCCCAGGAGCUGAAAAUGAUAAGAGAGCUCCAGGAAAGCAAGAGGGCUUUGGGAGAAGCUUCCAACCCAGAUUCAGCUGGGCUGCCUUCAGAACUUCCCCCUGGAAUUCUCGGAUUGGAAAUUCCACCUGAGGUUAAAAGUGCUCUGCAGGCUACCAAUUUACUGUCUGAAACGGGACAGAUUGUUCCUGGUCAACCUUUGGAAGCUGGUUUGCCCCCUUCAAAUCAAUCUAUAGACUUUCUUCAUUCUUCAGCACCUGCACCUACAGCCACAUUCAUUGCUAAAACAGUGGACUAUGGGCAUGGUCGUGAUGUUGGUGCAACAGUGGAAAGAAUAUCUUAUGGAGAGAGGAUUGUGUUGAGGCCUGCCCCACCGCCAUCUGAGCGACUAUACGAGAAAGAACUUCUUGGCCCCAGAGACCCAUACUAUGACAGAAGAAGUGACCCAUAUGGUGGUCCCAGAGAUUAUGACAGGGAUUGGGAGAGAGAUCCAUAUAGGGAGAAGCCACCUUUGGAUUAUGAGAGAGACAGAUAUGAAAGGGACCGUUACCUACGAGAUGAACGACCUCCACUUGGGCCUCGUCCAGGACACAGAGAAAGGGAAAGAGAUCACUCAAGUCGCUCGAGCAGGGACCGGGAGGUUUAUAGCCGAUCAAGUUAUGAGAGGUCUUCCUAUGAAAGGAGUCUUGAGCAUUAUGACCAUGGAUCCUCAAGCUAUGGUAGUGAUCGGAGGGGCUAUCCAGAUGAGCGCCCCCCGCCACCCACAUCACUGCCCCCUCCUGCACCUGUUGCCCCUCCUCGUGUGGAGAAGAAACCAGAGACAAAGAAUGCUGAGGACAUCCUCAAACUCCCAGGUCGAUCAACUCGUCCUGACAGGAUUGUAGUCAUCAUGCGUGGAUUACCUGGAAGUGGCAAAAGUCAUGUGGCAAAACUUAUUAGGGAUAAAGAGGUUGAAUGUGGUGGUGCUCCACCCAGAGUUCUGGGUCUGGACGAUUAUUUCAUGACUGAAGUGGAAAAAGUUGAGAAGGACCCUGAUACUGGGAAGCGCAUCAAGAACAAGGUGCUUGAAUAUGAAUAUGAACCAGAGAUGGAAGAUACAUAUCGAAACAGCAUGUUGAAGACAUUUAAGAAAACACUGGAUGAUGGAUUUUUUCCAUUUAUAAUCCUGGAUGCCAUCAAUGAUAAAGUGAAGUACUUUGACCAGUUCUGGAGUGCUGCUAAGACAAAAGGAUUUGAGGUGUACUUGGCUGAAAUCACCACUGAUCACCAAACAUGUACAAAGAGAAACAUACAUGGGCGAACACUAAAGGAUAUCACAAAGCUGGCCAGUGGCUGGGAGUCUGCACCACCCCAUAUGAUACGACUGGAUAUCAGGUCUCUACUGCAGGAUGCGGCAAUUGAAGAUGUGGAGAUGGAAGACUUCAACCCAUCUGAAGAAGAAAUAAAGGCUGAAGUGAAAAAGGAGGAUGACGACGAGACGGAUCUGGGAUACCUUCCGAAAAGCAAAUGGGAGAUGGACACUUCAGAAGCAAAGCUGGACAAGUUGGAUGGUCUGGCGGGAGGAGGCAAGAGAAAACGAGACAAUGAUGUUUCCGGCAUGGAAGACUUCCUUCAGCUGCCCGAUGACUAUGCCAGUCGCAUGUCUGAACCUGGCAAAAAGAGGGUGCGCUGGGCUGAUCUCGAAGAGAAGAAGGAUGCCGACAGAAAACGCGCGAUUGGUUUUGUUGUUGGUCAGACAGACUGGGAGAAAAUCACAGAUGAGAGUGGCCAACUUGCUCAGAGAGCUCUCAAUCGCACCAAGUAUUUUUAGGAGAUUUUGUAAUGACAAUUGUACAGCAUUUAAGGUUACCAUGAAAUUCUUCAUUUCAAAUUUGUACUGCCUGAUGAAGAAAGAGCAUUGACUCUUCAGUCGUUGGUCGAUCCUGUAGUACACUUAAUGGCCUUGGUAUAAUAUCUGGUGUAAUGUAAAUGCCUUUUUGUUUUAUCCACAAUCUUAUUUUAAUAGGUUAAACAUUGUGUGAGGUUUUGUAGCAGUGGUACAUUUGAUUAUAGGUGAUAUCUUUACUUUGUUAUUUUUAUUCCAUAGAUCUAAUGUAUUUGGCCCUGAGAUAUUCUUGUAGUUCACACAUGUACACACUCAAUAAAGCUUACAAAACAGUCUCAUAAAGAA